GGUAGCUUGUGGUUUCGGGUUGCUUAACACUGAUUGACUUGAACAGUUGUGUUUUCAUUGGGUAUAGGAAGUCAAACCAAAGGCUGGGGAAGGCGCAGACAAUAGAGAAAUUUGCUAUUUUGAUGCUGGCCUUGGAAGUCGUAUUCAGGUUCACAUUCAGGGCCACUGUUUAGAAUUUCUCUCGGUGUGUUGAAUGGUAGCCCAAAAAGGAGGUCAAGAGAAGACGAACUACUUUGGUGUAAAGUGAGAGAAUUGACCAAGGAGAAGAGGAGCUCUAGAGGCAGAACAGGGAAAGGAGGAGGAAGCUCAGUAUGCUGUGAUAGUAAGACUGCACUUUACUCUCACUGACUUAAGACUGGCUGGGCCAAGUGGAAGGAAGAGACGUCAGUCGGUCAGGAAAGGGAAAUCAUUGAUAGGGUUGAGCAAACAGAUUUGGCUUAGGACUGGAGGCAGGCAGGACUACAUGCUGGGGCUGUGGUGACAACACAAUCUACUGGCUGCUGGGAGCCGGGAAAACUGGGACUUUACUAGAGGAUAUUCUGGGGAAUUAGAGGUGGAGGGACAUGGCAGCAUGAGAGAAGACAAAAUGUGAGGAAUGUUGGUGAAAUAGUCAGUGGUGAUGGUGUAUUUCUCUCCAUACCUUCUACCCAGGGUGCUCAGGGCAGGAACGGUGGUAUGGCAGAUCAUGUGACAGAGGCGAGAAUUGAUCUGGCACACUAGUCAGAGUUGAGGAAACUUGACUGAAACCACAUGUGAGACUUGGAUUACACAGUGACUUUUUUACAUGGAAUAUAAAGGCUGGGACACUGGUACAGAAGAACUAUGGAACUGGAGCCUAUAAGGAGAAAGCCUGAAGAUCUUCAAGUCCAGACUCAUAAAGAUUUUCCAUUUGGAAUUUUAAGUCCUCUUCAGCCCAUUCUAGAGCUCCAAGAGAACAGGGAUGAUUUCCUAGUUCGGGUUAAAGCACAAGUCAUGACUCGUGAUGACAGCAGCGGAGGUUGGGUGGCAUUGAAGGGGGGUGGCCUUAGCAUUGUGGGCCUACGGAAAAUAAGUGUCAUAGCUAACAGUGAUGAAGGGGUGCGAUAUGAAUAUGUUAUACAUGGUUAUAGGACAAGUGACCAAGAGGUGGUCCUCCACUGCAUGUUGAAGAAAGAUGUCCAGUACACGAAGGCCACGCCGACAUUCCACCAUUGGAGGACGGGAGAUCGGCGGUUUGGGCUGACGUUUCAAACUGCCGCUGAUGCCAGGGCAUUUGAUAAAGGCAUCAAAAGGGCGGUGGAAGAUUUAUUGGGUUCGCCCAACUCAUCAAAUUCUUUAGAAGUGGGAGAUGAUGACGUGUUUAUGCCAUUAGACCUUCCACUUCGCCGCCAAGAUUCGUCCUCACAAUCUGCUCAAUCUGCAAGUACGAAUUCGACAACGACAAGUAGUCCUACGCCUCAUUCUCCCAUCACCACUCAGGAUGUAGCAUAUCAGUCUCCCACGCGGCACCAUCCCCCGCCGCUGCCACCGCUACAGACACAGACAUCAUCAUCUAGUAGCAGUAAUGUGGAACAUUUGAAAAAAAUAAAUUAUGUUUCUUCAAGGACUGAGCUAGAAAAGGAGGAGGUGUGGAUUAAAAACCAUAAGAAGGAACACAAAGAUGACAAGGACAAAGAUGGUAGUGGAGAAAGAAUAGACUUAGGUUAUUCUUAUGUGCAGUUUCAAAAACCAAGACAAUCUGUUCAUGACUAUCAGUACCCAAAUAUAGACUCCAAAAAGGAAAGAAAGGACUCGCUUUCUAGCAUAAAAAAGAAUAAUUUGACAUCAAGUAGUAACAUGGCACCACUGCCACUUCCAACCAAAAAGAAAAAGAAGCAUAAAGACUCUGGGAAAUCAGAUUACCUGCUCCAAAGGCAUGUUUGCUGCCAGUACUGCAAUUUAAGCUUUGAUGAACAGUCCAACACCCCAGGGAGCUGUAAGGAGGCCCCAGAUAGGGUCCAUAAUAUUAUCGAGAAAGUCAGCUGCCUUUGCUGUGCUGAGGCGGUCCUUUAUCACUGUUAUGCCGACGAAGACGGUCGCUAUGGACAUGUGUGUGCCUGUGACACUUCUGAAGAUAAGUGCUGUCUUAAGUGGAUAACAUUAACAAUUCUCAGUUUUUUUGUCCCCUGUCUGUGUUGCUACCUGCCUCUGCGUGCCUGUCACAGGUGUGGUAUCAGGUGUGGCUGCUGCGGAGGACGGCACCAGGCCAAAUGACCACAGAGAGUCCGCUAAGCAAAGGGAAUUGUUCUAAGUAGAAGACAUACCUAAGCAGGCUUCUAUACAAUACAAGCAGGCUUCUGGUCUGUAAGGAGGCUGGCAUUGCUGUACAGUUGGAGGGGAGGCAGUCAGCUAGGUAGCCAGUGGGCUGCUGUACUUCUGUCUGCUGUGUACAUUGGCAACAGCCAACUUUUGUCAAGAAUCUUGUGCCAAAUAUGACAGCAGCCAGGUUAUUGCAGAUAACUGUACAUAUCUGUAUUGACAACCUGUGAUACUGACCACAAGCAAGGCUGUGGGAGGAAGGAAAGAAGGAAGGAGGAAAAAGGGCUGCUUGGAGCUCUGCUUGAGGAAUGUUAAGGUUGAGAAAUAAAUGCUCCAAGGCAAGGAGGUACAUGUGUCUAGAGACAAGGAUCUCUGGUGUGCACACGUUGUGUUUUCAGAGGAGUCUUUUGGCUAUGCAAAGACCAAGCAUGCUACGGUCCAGUUCUAAUGUAGGGCCUCUUGUAGACUGUCCAUUUUUAACAUGGUUCAUUGUGCGACCAAGCUGGUUCAUUGUGCGACCAAGCUGGUUCAUUGUGUGACCAUGCUGGUUCAUUGUGUGAUCACAUCCGUUCAUUGUGUGACCACGCCGGAUCAUUGUGCAACCACCGGUCAGUGCAAUUGCUAAAAAGGACAGUCAACAAACAGGGCAUCAAUGUGAUUCAGGGAAGACAGAGCAGUCUUGAAAAAGAACCUUUGAAAUGAAAGGAUGGUACUUGGAUUUAUCAUGCAAACAAAGGGGUUUUUUUACGAGCAGGACCCAAGCAUAAAAGGGAUGUUAGUACAAGUACAGGACUGCGAGACAUGGUGUGAGAAGAGAAGACUUCAGGAGUGGGGCAGAUGUAAACCUGGGUGUCAGUGUAGGACUUGGGGGGGUGUGAACUGGUUGGCUACCCAGGUUCUAGUAUAAAAACAAAGCACAGAAUGGGGAUUGUGCAAUGAACUGGUUCUGAUGAUAAGUUAUGAUUAUGUUGAAGAUAAAACAUGUUGAUGAUGAUGACAAUGAUGAUGCUGUGUUGUUGAGAUUGUUGUAAGGCUUUUACAGUGGCUAUCAGGCUUUUUGUUAAAAUUUACAUGUAAUAUUUUGGAAAGGACUCAGAUACAGAAUAAAUCAGUCAUGAUAAUUUGAUUACGUAAAUCCAUAGUGUCUUUGAAAAUAAUGUUGGAUUUUGAAUUGCGUACGUUGUUUACAAACAUCUGCCAGUCUGGAGUCUGAAUUACUGAGGUGCAAAAAUUUUGGAGUCACUUCUGGGAAUAUAUAAGAAAAAGGGAAGUGUUAAGAGAAUUAUCAGGAGAUUGCUAUUUCUUUGUCUUUUAGUUCAUCUUUUCCAUUUAUUUAUUUUCAUUAUUUUAUGCAGAACUAGAAUUCAUUUGUAUACAGCAGGCUAUGUGCCACAGUGUAUAAAGCUGUAAAGUAUUACAGUUGAAGGUAUUUUUGAGACAAAUCAUUUCAUUUUUACUUUGUAUAUACAUUGUAAAAGAAAGUUCCUGGCAACCAAUAGAGCUCUGUUAACAAUAAGGAAUUGCUGUUCCAAGUACAAUGUAGUUUGUAUAUGUGAAUCUUUUUAACUUGUUGAUUUUAGUGAACUCACCGAGCUACAUUUCUUAAUUGCCACUUAUUUUAAAGGCUUUGUUAAUUUACUUGUUUUAAUUCUUUCUGGUUAUUGAGUUAAGAGGUUGAUGUUUGCAUUUUAUCUUGGUCAGAAGACAACUUGGUUAUAGAAGGUGCACAGUAUUAAGAUAAAUCAGUUAUUAGCUUGGUUCUUUAUUUUACUGAAUCUGGUAACUGAAAGGUCAGAAUAUAAGACACAGGAGAAAAAAGGAUUUGGGAAUUAUUUAAAAUGUUAAAAAAUAAAGUUGCUGAGUAGUGAAGGCAUGGCAGUUGAGAUGCCACCCCCCCCCCCUUCUACCCUUCAGUUUUUACAUUAAUCAUUUUCCCCCCUCAAUGCUGGGUAUGUGAUGUGAAGUAAUAGAUAUCAGAAUGCUCACACCAUUGUAGCAUCAUGUCAUUUAAUAAGUAAAUAGUAUGAUAAAGUUCACAAAGACCUUUUCACUUUAUGUUAAGUAUCGCUUCUGUGUAUUCUUUGGCGUUUUUUACAUGUUUCAUGAUAGUUUUUUCCAUUGAAUUAUUAUUAUUAUUUUUUUAUUGUAAGCCUGGAACUAGUCAACUUUUGUUUCCUAUAGACCAAUUUCUAUAAGUGGCUUUGGUUACAGUCUUCUAGUUAACUCUACUGAAAACAAAAUCAAAUAUCUACUUAAGUUUUCUCCUUUGGUUUUUAAUAUUAAAAAGGAACGGAUACAUGAUGAAAUGAAAAAUGAACAUAGCAAAUGUUAUUGAUGGUUAUAUUGUGUACAGAAUUAAGCUCAGGUAUAUAUAUAUGUAAAUAUAUAUAUUCUAAAGGUCACAAUGAUAAGAUAAGACACAAAAAGAUGGCUUUUUGUACUCGUUUGUGAAAGUGCCGGUCUUCCGUAACCAUUGUACUAAUUAUUUGGCUACUUAAGUAUCACUUUCUGCAGAGUUACCACCUUGACUACCAGACCAUAUGUAUUAAGAUUUACCUUUGUGACCAUGUUUAAAGGAUUUGGAAUGUGAUUAGGUAGACUUGGAUGGUUUUGUAUGGGAGUUUGUUUUCAUAUGCCAGAAUAGUACUUACACACUGAUCAUACAAAUCAGCCCUUGAGGAAUGCAAUUUUACGUCCAAAUGUGGGGAAGAUUUUGUGUUGUUUAUUCUCUAGUACACCCUGUAAAACUUUUCUGACUGCGCCUUCCAUUUUCAGUACGCCGUUUGUUACUUAUCACGGCUAUUUUUAUUUGCUUAAAUUGUUCUUAUAUUGUCAUGUUUAUGGAGGUGUAUUGGUGUGGCUUUUUAAACAACAUUUUAAUUUAGCAUACAAACAGCAAGAGAGGCAGAACUGAUUAAACGGUGUGAGAGAAAAUAGUAUUAAUGUUUUAACGACUUUUUUGCUGUUAACCCGCUUUUGCCAACUUUUUAUUGCCAAUACUGUACUUUUGUGGAAGAGAUAGUGUCAGAAUAUUUUCUUUUUAUGUUGCAUAAUUGUUCAGUGAGCUUUAUUCUGUUGCCUUAUGAGAGCCAAGUGGACUUUUCCCUGCAUUUGCGCUGCCUGUAAGUUAAGUUAUCAGCGAUUGGAUGCACAUUUGAGAAAAAAAUUCUGACCAAUCAGAAACCAGUGAUUUGAUGCAUGUUUGAACUUCUGACCAAUCAGGAAUCAACUGUGAUCAAUAUUGAAAAGAAAAAAGGACAUGCGCUGAUCAUAUUGCAUGUUAUACUUGAGAUACGAAUAGGCAUUGUUCGUAUAUGUACAUAUUGUUGAUGCAUUUACAAUGUACUGCUAUGAGGAAGGAUGGCCAGAAGUUAAAGCCGGGCUGUGAUCGGCAGCUGCCGCGUAGUUGUCAUUUCUUUGCAGUCGAACAGAAUUCCAGGAGUCUGGCGUCACUUUGUGAUAACAUCUCUUAAAAAUAAAAGCACAUUGCUUAAACUAAUA
Messenger RNA from Lingula anatina, 5778 nucleotides. Its product is annotated as sprouty-related, EVH1 domain-containing protein 2. NCBI's taxonomy places the organism in Eukaryota, Metazoa, Brachiopoda, Lingulata, Lingulida, Lingulidae. Gene Ontology annotation, molecular function: protein kinase binding. The record is from RefSeq and is a predicted model, not a curated record. Gene Ontology annotation, biological process: negative regulation of MAPK cascade; multicellular organism development. Gene Ontology annotation, cellular component: membrane.